GCCGCAGAGAGCUCGCUCCUGUUUUCGGCUCCUAGCACGCCCGCGGACACCUCAUCCAACCUCGCGGUGAGCUCCCCGCUGCCUCCGCGCCCCGGCCGGGCUCCCGGUCCGCACCCACCUCCGUCUCGCCGGGGCCGGCGCUCGCCUCGGGCGGCCGCCGGGGAAACCGGCGCGGGGCGCGGGAGCCCGCUACCGGCUUGCUGCUGGGCGGCCGCGAUCGCAGGGGCCGGGCGCCCCGAAACCGGCGCCGCUUUCGUUUGCUCUUUGCAAAGAUUGUAAUGGUGGGAAAAGCGCCUUGGCGGCCCCGAAGCCAGGCGGGCAGGGCGCUGGGUCCGAGGGACGCCGAGGAGAGGCGCACCCUGCUCGCGCGGCGCGGCGCCUCCAGCCGGCUGGGCAGAGGACUCGGGGAGGUGCGCGCGGAGCGCGGGCGAGGUGAUUGAUGGCGGAGCGAGGGGGCGAGCCCGGCGCGGGCUUCCGCCGGCGGCGGCCCCUUCCCCUGGAAGAGGCGCGGGUGGCCGGGGUUCCGGGGGACGGGCGGGGCGCGGGGGACCUAGUGCGUGGUUUUGAGUUAGUGAGAGUCACGACUUCUUACAUCGUCCAAACUCUCCAGAUGGUUUCCCCAGACCCCCAAAUUAUCGUGGUGGCCCCCGGGGCUGAACCCGAGUCUACGCAAGUCCAACGCACUGAGGACGGGGAAACCAUUAUCCGGAUAUUUUGGGUGGGCCCCAAAGGCGAGCUGCUUAGACGCACCCCGAUGAGCUCGGUCACGCAGACCCCGAUGGAGCUCCCGGUGGGGAAGUCGACGCUGGUGCUACUCACUUUCUUGGCCUUCGCCUCGUGCUGCUUUGCUGCUUACCGCCCCAGUGAGACCCUGUGCGGCGGGGAGCUGGUGGACACCCUCCAGUUUGUCUGUGGGGACCGCGGCUUUUACUUCAGACUUCCAGGCAGGCCGGCCAGCCGCGUGAACCGCCGCAGCCGUGGCAUCGUGGAAGAGUGCUGCUUCCGCAGCUGCGACCUGGCCCUUCUGGAGACCUACUGUGCCACCCCCGCCAAGUCCGAGAGGGACGUGUCGACCCCUCCGACCGUGCUUCCGGACAACUUCCCCAGAUACCCCGUGGGCAAGUUCUUCCACUACGGCACCUGGAUGCAGUCCGCCCAACGCCUGCGCAGAGGCCUGCCUGCACUCCUGCGUGUCCGCCGGGGCCGCAUGUUUGCCAGGGAGCUUGAAGCCUUCAGAGAGGCCACGCGUCACCGGCCCCUGAUGGCACUGUCCACCCACGACCCCGCCGCCCACGGGGCUGCCUCUCCAGAGGUGUCCAGCAAUCGGAAGUGAGCCAAAUCGUUGGUCGUAAUUCUGCGAAAUGGCCCCACCCUCCACGCGCUCUCCUCUUGACCAGGGACCUUUCCACCAGGUCCUCCUCUGAAACCUCUCUGCGCCGUCUGCCUCAG
Hipposideros armiger (great roundleaf bat) is the source of this 1449-nucleotide messenger RNA. It is a transcript of the gene IGF2, whose product is annotated as insulin like growth factor 2. The record is from RefSeq and is a predicted model, not a curated record. Gene Ontology annotation, cellular component: extracellular region. Gene Ontology annotation, molecular function: growth factor activity; hormone activity; protein serine/threonine kinase activator activity. Lineage: Eukaryota; Metazoa; Chordata; Mammalia; Chiroptera; Hipposideridae. The transcript is spliced from 4 exons. Gene Ontology annotation, biological process: positive regulation of vascular endothelial cell proliferation; positive regulation of transcription by RNA polymerase II; positive regulation of insulin receptor signaling pathway. The coding region runs from base 440 to 1333 and encodes 297 amino acids.